Molecule: messenger RNA, 453 nt
Organism: Penicillium verrucosum
Lineage: Eukaryota; Fungi; Ascomycota; Eurotiomycetes; Eurotiales; Aspergillaceae
Exons: 3
Coding region: 1-453 (150 amino acids)
Biological process (GO): protein phosphorylation
Cellular component (GO): cytoplasm
Molecular function (GO): protein serine/threonine kinase activity; ATP binding
Source: RefSeq, a predicted model, not a curated record
AUGUUGGAUGAUACAAGUUUCUUAUCUUUGAUAGUCAAAAUUGGAGAUUUGGGCGGAGCUAUCCGAACGAAUGAUUUUAGUUCUUGUCCUGUUACUCCUCUAGGGUUGAGGGCCCCCGAAAUUAUCGAAGGGCAUUUCUGGGAUGAUAAGAUUGAUAUUUGGGCAUUGGGAUGCUUGAUAUUUCAGCUUGCCACGAACGAGCCGCUUUUCCCUUUGAUGUCAUUCGGCUGCGUAGCUGAAGAAAUGCGCGAAAAUUUGAGAGCUCUUAUUCAACAUAUUAUGGAAAGAGGCUACAAAAACUUUGCCAUGCAUGUUGGCGAAAGGUUGCCAUCUGAUUUUGGUUCAAAAGAUAUAGAAGAAUUUGCCUCUUUUCUGGCGUCGAUGCUUCAACAAUCCCCGCGACGCCGAAGUUCUACCAGUGCGCUUCUGAAACAUCAAUUUUUAGUUUGUUGA